This is a messenger RNA of Trypanosoma brucei brucei TREU927, 420 nucleotides long. RefSeq lists its product as hypothetical. The transcript has a single exon. The coding region runs from base 1 to 420 and encodes 139 amino acids. The record is from RefSeq and is a predicted model, not a curated record. Lineage: Eukaryota; Euglenozoa; Kinetoplastea; Trypanosomatida; Trypanosomatidae.
AUGUCAGGCCCGGUUGUGGAGGCUGAGGCCGCGUUGAUGCACUGCGUUGGAGCGAUGUAUAAUGCGUUACUUGAAACUGUCGAUGACGCUCAUCCGCGUUUCACGGCAGAUGUGGCCGGGAAAAAUAGUAGCAUUGAGUUGGUUGAUACGGAGGUGUACCAGUUAGAACGGGAACAUAAUGCGGAGAGGCAGCGUGUUGGCAGGAUAGCAGAUGAGCUUGAAAGACAUUUCGCGGCACUGGAGGGUGCUAUCAGGGCAUUACCCGAUGAUCCUGUAGCAUCGUUAGAUCGCGACAUUGAGCUGUUGAACACUGAGGCCUUGUCUCUUGCACAGGCAAUGAUCGAAACAUACGAUGAGGCGGACGCAUUGGCUGAGUUGUUGCAGUCCGAAGUUGAAACACGAAAAGUUCCUGCAAUAUAG